GCCGUCACACGCGCCCGUGGGGUUCAGGGAGGGCUGCUGGAGACGCUGCUGCACCUCGUCUGAGCAGGAUGGAGGUCUGAAAGGAGACAUCUCUCUCUUCUCAUCUCCUCCUUCUCCUCCUCCUCCUCCUCCUCUUCCUCCGCCGCCGCUGCUGCUGUCGGGCUUCAGGGGAUCAUGCAACACCUUAAACCGUGGCGAGCUCUGCUCCUGCUGACCGUGCUCUGCCAGCCGGGAGUCUCAGACAAAUACGGUUGCCUGUUUGACAGAAAACUGUGCACGAGGGAUCAGUUCUGCUCAGAUGAUUUGUUGUUUGGUCAGUGCCGAAGCUCGAAGCAGGACCUGGUCCAGUACCAGGUGUCAGUUCCUGUCUGGAAGAGGUUGCAGUGGGUCAUCAAACAGCUCAUGCGGGAAGGGCUAUCAUGGCGGGAUGACCUCACCCAGUCUAUUUUAUCGAUGGAGCUGAAGAGAGUUCCUCACACCACCCUCCCCUUGAAGCCAAACUCGUCAUCCUCCUCUUCUCAUUCGUCCCAGUUUAAACAGCACGUCCCUCAUCACCAAAGCUCAAAAUCGGCCCCCUCGCCAUCUGCUAACAAACACACGGACUACAUGAUACUGCACGAUCCUCGCUCACUGCUGGACAUGCAAACCGAAUCUAUGGGUCCAUACCAAUACGAACAGUACAUGGCCAAACAGCGGGAGUGGGAGCGAGAGUUUCAGCUGAAGCGCGACAGGCAGCUGCUCCAGGAGGCUCUUUCCCUCUACUUCUCGUCCCUUCAGCCGUCGUACCGCCACCGCGGGGCUGCUCCCAUGCCUGCUGCAGGCCUGCCUCAUUAUGAGGACCUAAAGCUGGAGAUACCAGUGGACUAUGUGGAAGACUACACCCUGGAGGAAAGACUUGGUACUGCAGGAAGGCCAGAACCUAUGCAGAGCAAGAAGGUUCCCCAGGACCUCAGCGCAGUGUCUGGAAACAGCGACAACUUGCUCCAGAGGGUGUCAGCAGUGCUGCAGAAGCACAGAAUCGACCCCAGAGAGCUCAGUCAGGAGCAGCUUUAUAUACUCGCCCUCAUACUGGCUAGACAGGCCCAAGACAAAACAGAUCCAAUUGAAAAAGACCUCAUCGCCCAGAAAGAGAUGCAGCUGCUGAAGACCGACACCGUGCCCAAAAAGCUGGAGAAGCCCGCUCUUUCCCCCGGCCCCCUGGACGCCCCCCCUGCCCAGUCUUCUGCCUCGCCGCCAGCGCCCACGCCCGCCCCCAGUGGGCCGGGGAUGCCGCAGGUGGAGGGUACAGGGGGCAAACAGGAGUACGGAUACAUCGUCACCAACCAGAGUCCUUUGACUCUGGACAAUGGUGUUAAGCUGUUGUUGCUUUUGGCAAAUAAAAUCCACUUAACAGCGAGUAGUUUAAUCAACAUCAGUCCUGUCGGGUCUGCGUUGAUUUUCCGUAUCCGGCAGAAUGAACACAACAUGACGGCUGCAGAGGUAGCUGCUAAAGCUGUGUCUGAAAAGGACUUCCUGGAGAGUGAGACAGGAAUGAAGAUUGUCCAGACCGGUGUGGGAGAGUUUACUGAUGCGAGGAGUCUCCCUCAGGUCGCCCGGGUUUCCCAGGGCUCCAGCGGGACUGUCAUCACCCUGGUUUCCAUGGCAGUGGUUGGUGGCGUGCUGGUCGUGGCCAUGGCCGUAGCUUGCCUCAGACACUAUGCUCAGCAAGUCGCCAACAGCAAGCUUGGCCUGGGUCCAGAGGGCGGAGCGGAGACUCACUUUGACUACCAGGAGCUAUGUCGGCAGCACAUGGCAUCUAAAUCCUCCUUGUGCCGCCAGGAAUGUGUGGGAGGGGUUAGUAGCGGCAUGGCGGGGUCCGCCAUAGGCACGGGUGCCGGCGGCCGGAGGGGUACGGACACCUCCCGCGUCAGCAGCGUCUCCUCUCAGUUCAGCGACGGGCCCCAGCACAGCCCGUCCUCCACCCACAGCUCCACGCCGUCCUGGAGUGAAGAGCCCGCCCAGUCCAACAUGGACAUCUCCACCGGCCACAUGAUUCUGACGUACAUGGAGGAUCACCUGCGUAACAAGGACCGUCUCCAGAAGGAGUGGGAGGCGCUGUGCUCCUAUCAGGCUGAGCCCAGCUCAGUCGCUGUGGCUCAACUCCCAGAAAACAUGGACAAAAACAGACACGUGGAGUCGCUCCCCUAUGAUCACUCUCGAGUAAAGCUGAAGACCGAAGUGAAUCCCAGCAAGCAUGAUUACAUCAAUGCCAGCAUCAUUUUUGACCACGACCCUCGCCAGCCAGCUUAUAUCGCCACACAGGGACCUCUGCCCCACACUGUCACAGAUUUCUGGCAGAUGGUGUGGGAGAACGGCUGCACGGUGAUCGUGAUGAUGACGGCUCUGGUGGAGGACGGAGAGAAGCAGUGCGAGCGGUACUGGCCCGACGAGGGCUCGUCUCUCUACCACAUCUACGAGGUGAACCUCGUCUCGGAGCACAUCUGGUGUAAGGACUUCUUGGUGCGCAGCUUCUACCUGAAAAACGUUCAGACGCAGGAGACGAGAACCGUGACGCAGUUUCACCUGCUGAGCUGGCCGGCUGAAGGCAUCCCCACCUCCACACGGCCGCUGCUGGACUUCCGCAGAAAGGUGAAUAAAUGCUACAGAGGCCGAUCCUGCCCGAUCAUCGUUCACUGCAGUGACGGGACUGGCAGGACUGGGACGUACAUUCUCAUUGACAUGGUGCUGAACCGCAUGGCCAAGGGGGUGAAGGAGAUUGACAUUGCAGCUGCGCUGGAGCACAUCAGAGACCAGAGACUCGGAUUGGUUCGCUCCAAGGACCAGUUUGAGUUUGCUCUGACAGCAGUAGCUGAGGAAGUGAACGCCAUCUUGAAAGCGCUGCCACAGUGAGACACACAACAGUGGAAUGCAGACACACACAAAGGAAGAAGAAGAAGAAGAAGAA
Molecule: messenger RNA, 2944 nt
Organism: Salarias fasciatus (jewelled blenny)
Lineage: Eukaryota; Metazoa; Chordata; Actinopteri; Blenniiformes; Blenniidae
Gene: ptprna
Product: protein tyrosine phosphatase receptor type Na
Exons: 24
Coding region: 175-2889 (904 amino acids)
Biological process (GO): insulin secretion involved in cellular response to glucose stimulus; regulation of secretion; protein dephosphorylation
Cellular component (GO): secretory granule; synapse
Molecular function (GO): protein tyrosine phosphatase activity
Source: RefSeq, a predicted model, not a curated record